Molecule: messenger RNA, 1125 nt
Organism: Pocillopora verrucosa
Lineage: Eukaryota; Metazoa; Cnidaria; Anthozoa; Scleractinia; Pocilloporidae
Product: mesencephalic astrocyte-derived neurotrophic factor homolog
Source: RefSeq, a predicted model, not a curated record
UAAUCAACCGGCUAACGCCAAAGAGUGUACACGAAUUAGGCUUCGGUGAUUUUAUGGUUUUACUCGUGUGAUCGAGCUAAUUUCUUGAGGAUGUGGUUAUUUAUUGUUCUCACACUAAACGCCUUACUCGGCUGUCAAGUUUUACCGACAGAGGCGAAGUUAAAAGAAGGAGAGUGUGAAGUUUGUAUAAAGUUUCUGACAAAUUUUGCAAGUAAACUGUCAAGUGAUGAAAUGUCUGACAUGAAAGCAAUUGAAGAAAAGUUCAAAGCUGCUUGCAAAAAGGCAAAGAACAAAGAAAACAGAUUUUGUUACUACAUUGGAGGCACUGAAGAUGCUGCUACCAGUAUUCUUAAUGCAGUCCUCAAGCCUCUGAGCUACCACAAACCUGCAGAGAAGAUCUGUGAGGACCUUAAAAAACAGGACAGCCAAAUUUGUGCUUUGCAGUAUGACAAGCAGAUUGACCUUAACAAUGUUGACCUGAAGAAGCUCCGAGUGAAGCAGCUCAAGAAGAUUCUCAGUGACUGGGACGAAGAAUGUGUGGGAUGUUUAGAGAAAUCAGACUUUAUCAAGAGGAUCGAACAACUCAAAAGUGAACACACAGAACUCUGAUGACCUUAGCGAGUAGAAAGUUAUUCAAUUUAGCUUGGAAAGUGAAUUACACUGUACUCUCCUAUGUUCUUACAAUAUGAGCAGGAAGUUCAGUUUUGUGACUGUGCAGACAUCAAUUCUGUCUGUGAUUUGCAUUGCACUGAAGUAGGGUGGGGGUUGCUACCCAACAAAGUAUUGUGGAAACAAUAUUUUAUUCUCUCCUUACUCCCCUACUCUGCAUAUAAAAUGGUACGCUUCAUAUUCUAAGGUCAAAUCUAUGUACACAUCUCUUAGUCAGCUGGUUGUUACAAAGGCACUUUUGGUUUAAAAUGAAUCGUCUCUUAUACUGCUUUUUCUUGAGUAAAAUUCACCAUAAUACAAUAUUUGGUUGUGAAACACACUUCAAAAGGAAAAGGUAUUUCAACUUUUAUCAACCCUGAGAGAGCAAAACAAAUUCACAUUUAAUGUACAUUUACCUUCAAUGGUUGAAAGUUUCCAAGAAUCCAAUUAAAGUUUGAUAUAUUGACUUAGUAAAAU